Aspergillus ochraceoroseus IBT 24754 is the source of this 392-nucleotide messenger RNA. Its product is annotated as RNA-binding protein LSM5. The transcript has 6 exons. The coding region runs from base 110 to 361 and encodes 83 amino acids. The record is from RefSeq and is a predicted model, not a curated record. Gene Ontology annotation, molecular function: RNA binding. Gene Ontology annotation, biological process: mRNA splicing, via spliceosome. Gene Ontology annotation, cellular component: Lsm1-7-Pat1 complex; U6 snRNP; U4/U6 x U5 tri-snRNP complex. Lineage: Eukaryota; Fungi; Ascomycota; Eurotiomycetes; Eurotiales; Aspergillaceae.
CCAGCAACAAUUACUGUCCAAUUUCGAAGAAGGAUUUCCCUUCAAGUCUUGUAUAAAUUUCCAAGGAAGAAAGUCUAUAUUUGAGAGGCACUCUCUCAAGGAUACAGAAAUGGCGUCACAACUUCUCCCUCUUGAAUUGAUUGACAAGUGCGUUGGUUCUCGGAUAUGGAUCAUCAUGAAGAAUGAUAAAGAAUUUUCUGGCACAUUACUGGGAUUUGAUGACUACGUCAAUAUGGUAUUGGAAGACGUGACCGAAUUCGACUACUCUGGAGCACAGAUUAAGCUCCCGAAGAUUUUGCUGAACGGGAACAAUAUUUGCAUGUUGAUCCCUGGUGGUGAAGGGCCGGUUGGUAGUUCUUGAUUCUAAAAGCCCAAGUUUUUCUCUUGCUGCG